AUGAGCAUCAAUAACAACAACAAGAGGAAAGCCGAUGCUAUCGAACCAUCCUCUUCCUCCAUCCAAUCCACAGGCUUUUCUAGCCAACAACAAUACAAAACCUAUUAUGAUAUUGCCAAGCCGUAUCUAAAGAAGGUGAAGCACACCGAAUUCAAGAAGGAGGAAUUUGAUAUGCCUCGUUUCCACUGUAACUAUUGCCAGAAGGACAUUACUUCUCUCGCUAAAAUCACUUGUGCCGAAUGUGAAGAGUUUGAUUUGUGUGUGGAUUGUUUCUGCGUAGGUGUAGAGACUCAACAACACAAGAAUGAUCACUCCUACAAGGUACAACCCAAUCUCUCACGCACGUCUCUCAUUUCAAGCGGAUGGACGGCCGAAGAGGAGCUUUUACUUCUCGAAGGUAUCGCACACAAUGGCCUCGGCAAUUGGCUCGACAUUGCUGAACAUGUGGGUAAGACCAAGAGCAAGUACGAUUGCGAGAUUCACUAUUGGACCUAUUACGUGGAUAAGCCAAUCGCCAAGAGGAAGGCUAUGAUUGAAAAGUUGAAACGAGAGCAAACACUUCACCAACAACAAGCAUCCUCUUCCGAGUCAAGCACUCCAUCAACAAAUCAAGCACAACAGGAAGAUGUUCAAACACUCCUCAACAAGCUUUACACAGAAAACGUUGAUGAAGAUGGACACUACAUACCCGUCCCUGAUCCAUCAGCACCAUUGAUCCAAGAGAAGAACCAAGUCAUGACCAAAAAAGACAUCCGAAAAGAUGAUGAUGGUGUGUUAAUGUCCAUUAAAAAGGAACUUGGUAUUCCACAAAUCGAUUUGAAGAAGAUAUUCGAGGAGAAUUUGAAACGAUCGGCAAAUCCUCGAUUCGUCAUGGGUACCAUCUUGUCGAGAGAACCUCAAAUUGCUGGAAAAGGAAAGGGAGCCUAUCAACAAGGAAUUGAUAUUGGUUAUUUACCUCUGAGAGCUGAUUUUGACAUGGAUUAUGACCACGCUGCCGAGGAAUUGAUUGCCGAGAUUGAAAUUGAUGAAGAGGAUUCUCCUGAAGAAAGAGAACGCAAGUUGAAUUUAUUAAGGCUCUAUGAAUUUCGAUUGAGUGAGAGAGAACGCAGGAGAAAGUUUGCCAUUGAAAGACAACUUGUGGAUUGGAAAAAGAUUAGUAAUAUCGAGAAAAAGCGACCGAAAAUGGAAAAAGAGUUGUAUCAAAAAUAUAGACCUUUUGCAAGAUUUUUGGAUAAUCAAGAUGAAUUCGAAGAGUUCAUGACUGGUAUUAUUCAAGAAACAAAGAUUAGAAAUAGAAUUCAACAAUUGAAAGAAUAUAGAGCGAAUGGUCUCACUUCACUCCCUCAAUGUGACACAUUUGACAGUGACAACAAGAAGCGCGAGGCAGAUUCCGAAUUUAAGAAGGCUAGAGAAGGAGGAGUGACUCCAAAAACACCAACCCCUAAGCGCAAUUUUGAUCAUCUAAUGGGAACUCCAAAAGAUACCAACUCUGUAGGAAUUGAACUACUCUCAAAACGUGAACGAACUUUGUGUUCAGAGUUACACAUUCUACCUAGGCAAUAUAUGCUUAUCAAGGAUACCUUGACUCGAGAAUCUCUUCUGUCUGGGUUUGUCAGCAAGAGUGCUGCUUGCAAAUUACUAAGUGACAUGGAUAAGGAUCAAGUGAAGAAAAUUCAUGACUUUUUUGUUGUCAAUGCAUGGAUUAAUAGUGCCCCUCAAACCCCAUCAGAAAAUCCAAUGGUUAAAUAG
This is a messenger RNA of Naegleria fowleri, 1749 nucleotides long. RefSeq lists its product as uncharacterized. The transcript has a single exon. The record is from RefSeq and is a predicted model, not a curated record. The coding region runs from base 1 to 1749 and encodes 582 amino acids. Gene Ontology annotation, biological process: chromatin remodeling; regulation of transcription by RNA polymerase II. Lineage: Eukaryota; Heterolobosea; Eutetramitea; Acrasida; Naegleriidae. Gene Ontology annotation, molecular function: zinc ion binding; protein binding; transcription coactivator activity. Gene Ontology annotation, cellular component: nucleus.